Molecule: messenger RNA, 987 nt
Organism: Triticum urartu
Lineage: Eukaryota; Viridiplantae; Streptophyta; Magnoliopsida; Poales; Poaceae
Gene: SEF
Product: HIT-type Zinc finger family protein
Biological process (GO): chromatin remodeling
Source: RefSeq, a predicted model, not a curated record
UGACUGAGGAGGGCUGGAUCACGAACUCCCUCGGAACGUCAGGGCCCAAAUCGAUCCCUCAAGCCAGUCCCACAUCUCCUCCCCCGCGCCACCGCCGCCGACCGCCGUCCGCCGUCGCCGUGCGCCGGGUGCCCAAGAUGGACGGGGAGGAGGAGAACCCGGGGCCCUUCCGCCGCACGAGCUCGCGAACGCGGCGGAUGGCCUCGCGCAUGGCCUCCGCCCUCUCCAGCUCCGACAACCGCGCGCAGGCUGCUUUGGCUCGUCUUGAUGCGCUUGAGAGUGAUAAUGCUGGGGUUGAGGUGGUGGAUCUCAAUGAUGAUGAGUAUGGAUCUACGGAUGAGGAGGACCAUGUUUUGAUGCAAAAGAAGCAAUCAAAGAACAUGAAACGCAAGACAAGGCAAGGAAAAGCUUUGGAGAAGAGGGCGGUAAGAUCUUUCAUGGAUGUUUUACAAGAGGCAAAUCUGGAGGCCUUGCCACCUCAUGUCCCAACAUAUCUGAGGGCUGCUGUGGGUCCACCGAGCACUUCAUCCCGUCGCCAUUACUGCUCUGUUUGUGGGAAUUCUUCAAAUUACACAUGCCCCAGGUGUGGAACACGGUUCUGUUCUUGCCGCUGCCAAGUCAUACACAAUGACACUCGCUGCCUGAAAUUUGUGGCUUGACCCAUCUACAAGUCUGUGGAGCCUGGAGUUAUGUUCAAUGCAGUCGUGCCCUGUGGGCAUGUGGCACCUAAUGAUCUGUUCUUUUAUCAGAAAGAAAUGCUUAUUGUACAGCUAGCCAAGUAGUAGCCAGGUAGAUCUUUUUGCAGACCGACACCAUUUCUCCUUUAGAAAUGUUGUGUGGCUGCUGGUUGUGUACUUCAAUGCAGUGCAGUGGUAAAUGAUAGUUGUGUACUUUAUUUGGCACUAAGAUUGAUUUCAGUGUACGACUGGAUCUCAUGAUGCAGGAAAUUCUAACUGCAAGUAAGUGUUCCUCUAGUGUUCAACAGUA